UUCAUGUUUUUCUGCUUCACACAGUGAUUGGUAAGCGGCUGGUCUUAUCGGUCCUUCGUGAACUCGUUGAUCGUUCUUCGACCAAGAUCCAUUUAGGGGAACAUUUUUAUUGGUAUCAAUCCCACAAACUAAUUUGGCAUCAUGGCAACCACACGCGUUGGCCAGAUUCUUUUCACCAAAAGCUUGCAAAUUGGUAGAAAACCGCAAUACUUUGCAUCGAAUGUGAAAUUUUAUUGUUGUCAGGUUUCAAACUAUGAGUACAUCAAGGUCGAGACUGUCGGUGAGAAGAAGAACGUGGGUCUUGUCACCUUGAACAGACCAAAAGCGUUAAACGCUCUUUGUGAUAAAUUGAUGACUGAAGUAACUGAUGCUGUAUCAAAAUUUGAUAAUAAUGAUGGCAUUGGCGCUAUCGUCCUUACCGGCAGCGAAAAAGCAUUUGCUGCUGGCGCUGAUAUUAAAGAAAUGCAGAACCAGACUUACUCGCAAACGAUUAGGGGAAAUUUCUUGACCAGUUGGGAUGGAGUUUCUAAGGCAAUCAAACCUGUAAUCGCCGCAGUAAACGGCUAUGCUUUAGGAGGUGGUUGCGAAUUGGCAAUGAUGUGCGAUAUCAUUUACGCCGGAGACAAAGCGAAAUUUGGGCAACCGGAAAUUGCUAUCGGUACGAUACCUGGUGCGGGUGGUACUCAAAGAUUGACAAGAGCCAUCGGCAAAAGCAAGGCGAUGGAAAUGGUACUUACAGGAAAUCAAAUCACUGCUGAAGAAGCUGAGAAAAAUGGUCUGGUUAGUAAAGUCUUACCAGCCGGUCAACUUGUUGCUGAAGCUAUUAAAUUAGCCGAGAAAAUUGCUUCUCAUUCGCAGAUAACUGUCGCCAUGGCUAAAGAAUGUGUUAAUACAGCUUAUGAAACCACUUUGAAAGAAGGACUUCACUUUGAGAAGAGAAUGUUCCAUGGUACAUUUGCAACGACUGAUAGAAAAGAGGGAAUGACUGCAUUCGUUGAGAAACGUCCCCCGAAAUUCACAAACGAAUAAAAAAAGAGAUGAUCAAUUGUUAACUUAGGAUAUUACAAAAUAAUACUUAUUUUUUAUAUUUUCUAUAUCUGUUAUCGAGAUGAGACAUGUUUUAAUAAAAUAUGUUUUUCAAGAAAA
Molecule: messenger RNA, 1146 nt
Organism: Osmia lignaria (orchard mason bee)
Lineage: Eukaryota; Metazoa; Arthropoda; Insecta; Hymenoptera; Megachilidae
Source: RefSeq, a predicted model, not a curated record